GAAGACAAACAAGUAUAUAAGAUCUUGCUCGUGAAGUAUGUCCAAGUAAAAGAAGAGCAAGGGAAACUCAAGUCUCCUCUACAGUCAAUUUCCACAGAAACAUUUAAAUCUCCAAGCAGCAUGGCUCCUUCCAUCGACAUCCCACAGACAGUGGAAUGGCAGGGCAAGCAAGUCCCAGUGUGGUCUAUGCAGACCAUCGAUUAUGGUCUUAUACUCUCACAAGAUCCCUCUGAAAUCGACAAGGUCACAAAAGCCUGCCUUGAAGAUGGAUACUUCUAUCUCAACCUUCAAAGCAUUGAUGGCCGCCGAAUGCUCAGUGACCAGAAAGACACGCUUUCGCUCAUGAAGCGCUUCUUCGAUGCCCCCAUUGAGGCCAAGAACGAGUACGGACUCAUCUCUUCUCACCUCGGGUACGAGCCAGUCGGAAGCCGGACUGGCGCCUUUGGCGCUGGCAGCAAAGACGGCUACGAGAUGCUCAAGGUGUCUCGUGAUGAGAUCCAGCGCGGCAGCCCCAAGGUCCCAUCGCCUAUCAAGAACAACGGUGACCUUGGCCUCCUUGAGAACGCCAUCGGCAGCGCAAACACUAUCACAAAGGUCAUCCUCUCUGCGCUUUCUACGGGCAUGAAUCUGACUGGAGCAUCUCGGUACGAGAACUCGCACCGCAACGACCGACCCUCCACCACUACGCUCUCCAUGAUGCAUUAUCUUCCUUCCUCGGUAACUGGCAACGAUAAAGUCGGACACCAAAAACACACAGACAUCAGCUCUCUUACGCUCCUCUUUAGCGAGCAAUGGGGCCUCCAGAUCCGGCCACCAGGGACCUGCGGUGCACGGGAGAUGGGUUUCGUGGCGCCGCGAGCCGGCCACGCCUUCGUCCACGUAGGCGACUCGCUUCGUUUUGCGAGCGGCAUGAAGUUCCAGUCGUGCAUUCACCGUGUAGUGCCCUUUGAUCCGUCCGAGCACCGCUACUCUAUCGCGUACUUCCUACGCGCUGAGGAUGACACCAUGUUUGUGGAUUCCGAGGGUAGGUACAUCACUGCGGGCCAAUGGCACGAUGAGAAAUUCAAGGCGUUCACCGAUCCCUGGCAGUGGCAGGCCAUGGCACCCGGGUCAAUGAUCCUGGGCGGCAUGAAGGAGGCGGGUGAGGAUGACCCUGAGGGUGAACCCGUUGCAUUCCAGGUGGAGAAGACUAAGGAGGUUGCUGUUGAGGCCUGA
Molecule: messenger RNA, 1215 nt
Organism: Periconia digitata
Lineage: Eukaryota; Fungi; Ascomycota; Dothideomycetes; Pleosporales; Periconiaceae
Source: the annotation of a GenBank genome assembly